AUGCCUGUUCCGCGAUCGACGCUGGCCAAUUGUGAUUCCAAUUUUUUCUGCGAGUUGGAAGACGAGCUGAGACCGGAAUUAGCGUUCAAGUAUAUGUCGUUUCAAGAUUGCAACGGUUGCACCGAAAAUACGGAAGAAAAUCGGAAAAGAGUUCAGGAAAUUCCGGAUAGUGUUUAUGGUUGA
Molecule: messenger RNA, 183 nt
Organism: Notodromas monacha
Lineage: Eukaryota; Metazoa; Arthropoda; Ostracoda; Podocopida; Cyprididae
Source: the annotation of a GenBank genome assembly